This is a messenger RNA of Filobasidium floriforme, 1399 nucleotides long. RefSeq lists its product as uncharacterized. Lineage: Eukaryota; Fungi; Basidiomycota; Tremellomycetes; Filobasidiales; Filobasidiaceae. The record is from RefSeq and is a predicted model, not a curated record. The transcript has 4 exons. The coding region runs from base 224 to 1399 and encodes 391 amino acids.
GUGCGCAUUAGGUGAUCGAUCCAAAAAGGGUGAUUGGACCAUCGAUGCUCGAUGGUCCAGACAGCGGUGAGAGGCUGGAGGCCAGAGGAAGAUAUAUAAAGCUAUACACCGUUUCCGUCAAGUCUCCUAGUCUCUAGCCUAAAUAGCCCUUUGCGAACCUCAGGAUUAGUUGGCGAACGGAUCUAUCGAGCCCUUGGAUUCACACGUCACAAGAUCACAAAAGAUGUCUACAACCAAAUCAACCAAAAGGAACUACGAAACUACUGCUACUGGCUCGACUCCGCCCCGAAAAAGCAAACAUCAAAAACAUGAUCAACAAACAACCUCUGUCGGAUCUGUCGCGCCCAGACCGGUACCUCGACAAAAUCAACAUCGUAACAGGAUCUCUGAUGCGACUGCCGUCUCUAUUGAUCUCGAACUGGACGAGGAUGACGCUCCUUUCGCCUCGAGGGAUCGAGAUCGACCUGUCGACGGUUUCGCUGCUGCGGACCAGUUAGCUUCCCUACCUAGAGGUUCGACCGUAAGGCCGUUCCUCGCCGAGGACCAGGACGUUAACGAUGAUGAGCCUUCGAAUACUACCAGAGGAACUACAUCGCGACGAGGCAGGCCGAGAGGGAGGGGGGGAAGGGGACGGGGAAUGGCGAGGCCGGGGCCGAGCAGGGGAUUUGAGGAGAGCGAGGCGGAUGAGGACCAGCAGGCCGCGGCGAAAGAGGCGGAAGACAAGGACAAGGCGGCCGAAGAGAAGAGGAAAGAGGCGGCCAAAGCGGCCAAAGAGAAGAAAGACAAGGCGGCCAAAGAGAAGAAGGACAAGGAGCUCGAGCUUCAGGAUGACGCUGAUGAGGAUGGCGAUAAUGAUACCGAGAUCGAGCAGCGAGUUACGGCAGAGGCGGCGGUGAACCAGAGUAUUAUCGACAUGAUCAAUGCGUUGACUGGACUGGGCAAGAUGGGCAAACCGGGCAAACCGAUCCCUGCCAAAGCACUUCCUCGAUUGUAUGCUGGUGGUUAUCUGGUGUUGACCAAGAAGAUGCUAGAGGCUGCGGAGAAGAGGGUCGCGCAGGAUCAGAGAAGGGCAGAUCAGAUCGACAGGAUCUUGGACUCCCCGGUAGCGCUUAUUCCAGGUGCUGCCAAAAGCGCCCGGGAGCUAGACUUGGAAGAACGGCGUCUCGACCUAAUGGAACGACGAAUCGACGCCGACAUCGUUCUCGCGAAGCUCAAAAAGGAAACCCUCGAAUUCCAUCGACAACUGCUCUCAUCUAGUCCACAACUACUCAGCCAAUACCUUGCCGCUCACCACGAAAAGGACGGGAACGAAAAGGACGGGAACGAAAAGGACGGGAAUGAAAAGGACGGGAACGAAAAGGACGGGAACGAAACGAACGAGACCGAAUGUCUUUCGUAA